GCUCUCCACAACACCUACGUUUCACAACAUCACAACUAUCCAAUUGUCUUGCAAUAGCUCAGAUUUGGUUAAUUGUUGAGUCUUAGGGUAUUUCAUAUCAAGUUUUGGAUUAGAAAAUUACACUUUAUCUCUCAAAUUACCUUGUUUAUUCCCUGUCAAUUCACAACAACUGUCAACAAACAGACACGUAUUUGGAAAAUUGAAUCAAAGAAAAUAAUCAACAACAUCCAGAGAUAAUCCAUUUGCUUACUAUUCUCAGACUUGGAUAUAAAGAAAAGAAGCUAUGGUUAAAAUCAAUGAUAUAAAUAGCACGGCUACAUUUGCUUGGUCAAAUGAAACACUCCCAACUUUAGCAACUGGUACUGCUGCUGGUGUUAUUGAUGAUGAUUUCUCAUCUAACUCAGUGUUAUCAUUUUACGACUUAGAAGAUAAAGAACCAAAAGUUACCAUCAACACUGAUGCCAAAUUUCAUGAUUUGGAUUGGUCCAAAAAUAACACAUUAUUAGCUGGUGCUCUUGAGAAUGGUACUGUUCAAUUCUGGAAUACUAGUAAAUUGAACUCUGAAAUAUCAGUUGAAUCAGUUGCUACUGGUACAAAACAUACAGGUGCUAUCAAGUCAUUACAAUUCAAUCCGCUACAACAUAAUAUAUUAGCUUCUGGUGGUGCCAAUAGUGAGAUUUUCAUUUGGGAUACCAACAAAUUAACAAACUUGGCCCCAUUUGCUCCAGGUACUGCUAUGACUCCAAUGGAUACCGUUCAAUCUGUUUCAUGGAACAACUCUGUUAGUCAUAUUUUUGCCUCUGCUGGUAGUGCUGGUUACACUUCAAUUUGGGAUCUUAAAGCCAAGAAAGAAGUUUUACAUCUGACUUACACAAACAAUACAGGCUCAAGAGCUAAUCUUUCAGUCGUUGCAUGGCAUCCAACUCAAAGUACCAAAUUGAUAACUGCUUCUGAAUCUGAUGGUUUACCAGUCUUGUUAACUUGGGAUUUAAGAAAUUCAAAUGCUCCUGAAAGUAUUUUAACUGGCCAUAAAAAGGGAAUCUUGUCAAUUGAUUGGAACACUAAAGACCCAGAAUUCUUAUUGUCAAGUGGUAAAGAUAAUACAACUAUCUUAUGGAACCCUAUCAGUGGUCAAAAAUUGGCCCAAUAUCCAACUACUGCCAAUUGGGUUUUCAAAACAAGAUUUGCUCCAUCUUCACCAGAUAUCUUUGCUAGUGCAAGUUUUGAUAAGAAAAUUUCUAUUCAAACUUUACAAGAUACUUCACCACCAGCUCAAAAUAGAAUCAAUUCAACAACUGAAAAUGAUUUUUGGAAUCAAAUAUCUGAUACUGAUACUCAACAACCUGAAUAUUUCAUCAAACAAGCUCCAAAAUGGUAUGGUGCUCAUAGUGCUGUUGGUUUCGGUUUUGGUGGUAAGAUUGUCACUGUUACCAAAACUGGUGAUAAACAAUCAGAAGUCAAGAUUUCAAAAGUUAAAGUUCCUGGAUCAAAAGAUAAUGAAAAUUUGAAAACUGCUUUAAACACUGGUGAUUUCAAAUCAUUGAUAGAGUCUCAUUUGAAAGAUUCACAUGAUGAUGUUAGUAAAUCUGAUUGGGAAUUAUUGAAUGAAUUAACAGAUAAAUCUGAUGUUUUUGAAAAAUUUAUUUCUUUAAAGAUUUCAACUGAUGAUGAAAAAGAUGCUGAAGGUGAAGAAUCUACAAAUGGUGAAGAUUUCUUCAAUAAUUUAGGUGAUUCAAACCAAGCUAAAGAAUAUCUACCAUCAGGUCCAUUCAAAUUGGUUGAACAAGAUUCAAAAUUUACAGAUUUAUCAAAUGCAUUAUUAGCCAAAGAUUUGAAUAAGGCUGUUGAUAUUUCAUUAUCAAAUGAUAAAUUAGUGGAAGCUUUAAUCAUUUCCCAAAAUGGUUCUGAAGAAUUGAAACAAAAAGUUAAAAACGCAUAUUUUGCUAAAUAUGCUUCAAAGGACCCACUAGCUCGUUUGUUAUACAGUGUUUCAUCAGAUAAUGUGAAUGAUCUUGUUGAAAAUGGUGAUGUUGCUGAUUGGAAACAAAUUGGUACAGCCAUCAAAACCUAUUCUAAAAAUGAAGAACUAUCCAAAACUCAAUUUGCUAAAUUGGGUGAUAGAAUUUUAGCUUCAGAUCCUGUUAAGAACCGUAAUGAUGCUAUUAAAACUUACAUUACUGCUUCUGCUUUAGAUAAAGUUGCUGCUAUUUGGGUUAGUGAAUUGAAAGGUUUAGAAACCAAGAUUUUGAAGUCCUCCAAAAAAUCUGCUUAUGAUGCUCAUUUUGAAUCAUUAACUGAAUUCGUUGAAAAAUUCAGUGCUUAUAGAUCAAUUUUGAAAUUAGAUGCUCCAGUUACUGAUAAUGAAGCCUUAUUAUCUACAAUUUUAGAAUUCACCAACAUUAUUUCCACUUCAGGUCAAUUUGAAUUGGCAAACAAAUUCUUGGGUUUAUUAUCUGAUCAAAUCCCAGCUGUGAAACUUGAAAAGGAACGUAUUGCUAAAGCAUCUGGUAUUCGUACUACUAAUCCAACUACUUCAACCACAAGAGCUACCGGUGCAGGUCGUUACGGUUCAGUUGGUGGUGCUAGUGGUGCUGCAAGAGCUGCUGCUGUUCCUUCAGCAAAUCCAUACACUGCUGGAGCUCAACCUCAAAUUCCCGGUUUCCCACCAGCUCCAGUUGCUGCUCAAUCUCCAUAUGCUCAGUUUUCACAACCACCUGUUCCAGGUCCUCCAGCUGCCUCAAAUCCAUAUAGACCAUCUGCUGCUGCUACCCCUUCAAUUCCACAAGCUGCUCCAUUGGCAUCUUCAAACCCUUAUAAACCAGCCGCUUCAAUUCCUUCUAAUCCUUAUAAACCAGUUGAUGUUGCUACUCCAGUUGGUCCACCAGGUUCUGUUGGUUCUGUUCCCCCACCACCACCAAAAAUUGCAUCUAAGAAGAAUGAAACUGAAGGUUGGAAUGAUUUACCAUCAACUUUCCAUCGUCAACCACGUCGUGGAACUCCAGCUGCUGCUGUGAAUGUUGCUACACCAUACGGUGCUGCUUCACCAUCUCAAGGUGCUGCUUCUCUUGCUCCACCAAUCAGUCGUACCUCAUCAUUUGUUAACCCACCAUCAAUUCCACCACCACCAAGAUCAAUUUCAAAAUCAAGAGUUCCAAGCGUUCAAGAAAAUAAACCAAGUCCUCCACCUGCAGUAAACAAUCGUUAUGCUCCAACUCAACCAUCACCACAACCUAAUGCUACUCCGCUAGGAACUAAUGGUUCAUUCCCACCUCCUCCACCAAUAAAUGGAUCUCCUUAUGGUGCUCCACCAGCUGCUGCUCAAACACCAAAGAAUCCAUAUGCUCCAACAACAGCUCCAUCAAUAUCACCAGUUUCUAACCCAUAUGCUCCUCCUCAACCUGCAAAUGUUGCUCCACCGGGUGCUAAACCAACUCCAUAUGCUCCACCUCCUCAAUCAACACCAGCAAUUAAUCCAUAUGCUCCACCUCCAGCAAGUUCAAUUCCACCACCUCCAGCACAAGGUGCCUAUGCCCCACCAUUAGCAGCAGGUCAAGCUAGUGCAACUCCAUUAACAGCAGCAGCUUCAUUACAACAACAUGCACAAUAUCAAGCAGCACAACCACCUCAAGAACAGCAACAACCACCUCAAGCUUCAAGUGCACCACCAAAAUCCAAAUAUCCAGCAGGCGAUCGUUCUCAUAUUCCAGCAGCUACUCAAAAUAUAUAUCAAAGUUUAAGUAAAGAAUUGGAACAAGUUAAACCAAGUAUUCCAGAAAAAUUCAACAAACAAGUUUUAGAUACUGAGAAAAGAUUGAAUAUUUUAUUUGAUCAUUUGAAUAAUGAAGAACUGUUAACACAACCAACUAUUGAUUUAUUAAAUAGUUUGAUUGAUUCAUUAAAUUCAAAAGAUUAUCAAACUGCAUUGAAUAUUCACAUUGAUUUAAUGACAAAUCAUAGUCAUGAAGGUGGUAAUUGGUUAGUUGGUAUCAAACGUUUGAUUCAAUUCUCUGAGGCUGUUAACUGAUAAAUUACUAGAGGACAUUAGCGUUUUGAUUCAUUCGUUUUGAAAGUUUUGUUAUUUUAUUAGAGAGAUCAAUGUAUUACAAAAUAAUUGUUUAAAUUAUUAAAAGAGAAAAAAA
Molecule: messenger RNA, 4139 nt
Organism: Hansenula anomala
Lineage: Eukaryota; Fungi; Ascomycota; Saccharomycetes; Phaffomycetales; Wickerhamomycetaceae
Gene: SEC31
Product: Sec31p
Exons: 1
Coding region: 284-4024 (1246 amino acids)
Biological process (GO): intracellular protein transport; endoplasmic reticulum to Golgi vesicle-mediated transport; endoplasmic reticulum organization
Cellular component (GO): endoplasmic reticulum exit site; COPII vesicle coat
Molecular function (GO): protein binding; structural molecule activity
Source: RefSeq, a predicted model, not a curated record